AUGGGAGCUGAUGGCCUAAAUCAGCAGGCAAUCUGUGUUAGAUGUAAAAAUUCGGUGAAAACAGGUUCGAAAUGCAUAAAAUGUGGAAGACUGUCACAUAAUUGCUGUCUAAAAUUGAUGAAAAAUGUGAUAUUCAAUGAAGAUGAGACGGUUAUUUGUUGCUCGGAUAUAGAAGUUGAAGGUGUAACACCAGCUAAAGAAAAUACGUCUGUCCGUGAAAUUUUAUCAGAUGAUAUGACCAUUUCCUCUGAUAAAAUUACCAUAAAAUACCUAGAAGAACUUAUUAAGCAAAAAGACUUGAUCAUAAAAAAUCAAGACAUAGCUAUAAAUGCGCUUCAAGAGCAGAUAAAGCUUUUAAAUUUCAUGAAGCCGGAGCAGGAUGCAGGAAAAACUGAAAAGCAUGCGCUACCCAUAGAUAAUAGAUCUCAAUCUACCGUCACGGCUACUAGCAGUAAAGUCAGCAAACACAAACAGCCGAUAUCUAAGCAGCAAGUAUCCACAGCUAUGCUGAGUGUAGAAUCUGAACGAAUUUGUCAACAUAUUGUCGGUCUUGGUAGUGCUGGUGCUGAUCCUAAGCUGGCUCAAAAAAGAAGUGGAAGAAAUAUAUUGACUGGUUCUGGUCUAGAUUUUGCUAAUAACAAUUUGAAUAAAUGGAGUCCAUUAAAUAUUAACCCAGUUUCCAGCAAUUAA
Molecule: messenger RNA, 690 nt
Organism: Psylliodes chrysocephalus
Lineage: Eukaryota; Metazoa; Arthropoda; Insecta; Coleoptera; Chrysomelidae
Source: the annotation of a GenBank genome assembly